Messenger RNA from Didymodactylos carnosus, 534 nucleotides. The record is from the annotation of a GenBank genome assembly. NCBI's taxonomy places the organism in Eukaryota, Metazoa, Rotifera, Eurotatoria, Philodinida, Philodinidae.
AUGAAACGCCAAUUAAUACCGUUUAUGCUUGUUUUAGUAUCUAGUUUAAUUUUCAUGAUAUCAUUUCAAUAUAUUCCAAAAUGUCAUACAAAAUCCAAUUGUCAACCAUGUUAUAUGAUGUACAGUAAUUUAGAAAAUAUUUAUCUUUCUCUUGCUGUUUAUACUCCGUUUGUAUUUAUGAUUGUAGCAACGAUUGUUAUUUUCGUUCGUCUAUAUUAUCAUCAACGAUUAUUUCGUUACAGACGUAAUUCAUCUCGUAAGAUUUUGUUCACUUUACUCACGUAUAUAUUAUGGCAUAUUCUCUAUCAAUUACCAUUACAAAUUCAUAAUACAUUGACGAAAUUCUAUCCAACAAUAUCAGCAAAACAAACCUUAACAUUAGCAAUCAUUUUACAUUUAAUGUUUCGUCAAACAUAUCCACUGCUAACCUAUAUUCUUUUUCGAGACCAACGAGUAUUAUCGAAAAGAAAUAGAAGUAUGCCGAUGAAAACACUUGUUGGUAAACGCAGUGAAUUACUAACAGCUUUUUAUUAG